UCUGCCCAUAUAAAGUUCCGCAUUUCAGGAUUCUUACCCCAAACGGAAUUUCCAACCACUCCAGCCAAAUAAAUCCCUGGACAAAACGAACCAUCGUACUUCCAGAUGGCCAAUGUUCUUCUCCGAUUUAUCGGAAUUAUCGGAUAUUUAAUUCUGGGGUCACCAGUGGGACAACAACUCACCUGCAAAACUGAGGAUGGCAACGUCUACGUGACCUGCGCCUUUCCUGUAGAACUGGACAUCACAAAAGACAGUUUCUUAAUGUACUACGCGAGAGAAGCUGAUGUAUUCACGUCCAGUUGCGAAGCGUUGAAACCUCUAGGUCUGGCUGGCGAGGAGUGGAUUCCACUGAAGAGGUCAACUCCAGGAAAUUUCAAAAAAAUAUUUAUACUUGUACCAGAACAAAAGUUCGUCCCACAGGUUCGAUGCCGGAGUCUAGUUGCGAAAGAGAUUAAGUGGGAUAUCUUCCAGUGAGGGUAAUUUUGGAUUACGAGUAGUAAAUGUUCAAUAUAUAAAAUUUUUUGUGGAAAAUAUUAGCUACUUUUUAAUAAUUUGCUACUUAUGAAUAAACUUAUAUUAACAUCCUCA
Molecule: messenger RNA, 588 nt
Organism: Folsomia candida
Lineage: Eukaryota; Metazoa; Arthropoda; Collembola; Entomobryomorpha; Isotomidae
Exons: 3
Coding region: 106-474 (122 amino acids)
Source: RefSeq, a predicted model, not a curated record